Molecule: messenger RNA, 1113 nt
Organism: Peniophora sp. CBMAI 1063
Lineage: Eukaryota; Fungi; Basidiomycota; Agaricomycetes; Russulales; Peniophoraceae
Source: the annotation of a GenBank genome assembly
AUGCUUUCUCUUCGUUCUUUGGUCGUCGUCGCGUGCAGUCUGUCGGUCCCGUCUGUGUUCGCAGCACAAUGCGCCGCCACGCUCAGCAAGGGCAAUGCGGUUGCGACGCGUCUGCAGUCGUACUACAGCUCCUCGUCGGGCUCGUACAACGGCGGCGGUAGGUGGACCGACGCAAAUGCCGUUGAGGACGUGCACAACUUCAUGCUUGGUGCCGGCGUCACGACCUGGGAUACCCUCGGCAACACCUGGGACGUCGUGACGGCCGCAAAGGCUAACGCCAAUCUCGAUUGGUACAGUUACAACCAGGGCUUCAACGAUGACGCACAAUGGCUCAUUCUGGCUUUGUACAAGAUCUUUGACUACAAGAACACGCAUGGGCAGGAUUCGUCGUUCUACCUGGACACCGCGAAGAAGAUCUACACUGCAGUCGCGGCGGAGUGGGACGACACCUGUGGCGGCGGAGUCUGGUGGUCGACCGACCACACGUACAAGAACGCCAUCACGAACGAGCUCUUCCUGUACACAUCUGCACGCGGAUACCAGAUCACGGGCGACUCUACUUACCUCGCGAACGCGCAGAAAGCAUGGGCGUGGCUCAAGGCGUCCGGCAUGCGCAACUCCCAGGGUCUCUGGAAUGACGGCUUGGACUCGAAUACGUGCCAGAACAACGGGCAGAACACCUGGACGUACAACCAAGGCGUGAUCCUGGCCGGCCUGGGCCAGAUGUACCAGAUCACGGGCGACUCGACCUAUAUCACCGAGGCCCAGACGACGCUCGACGCCGUCGAUGCGCACCUCACCUCGGGCGGCGUGAUCAAGGACACUUGCGACAACUCGAGUGGAUCCUCGCAGUGCACUGGUGAUGGCGCGGAGUUCAAGGGCGCUUUCAUGAAGCACUUGCAGUACUUCCUCGACAACGCGGGUUCGGCUUCGCAGACGAAGUACAAGGACUUCGUGACGAGGCAGUACAACGCCAUCGUCAAGGCGACGAACAGCAACAACGACGUCGGCUCAAGCUGGUACUCUGGCACUGCCGGGUCGGCGUUCGGCAUCGUGGAGACGGACUCCGGAUUGGCUGGUAUCACGAACGCUGCGAAGUGGGGCUCUUGCUGA